Kwoniella mangroviensis CBS 8507 is the source of this 918-nucleotide messenger RNA. RefSeq lists its product as uncharacterized. The coding region runs from base 1 to 918 and encodes 305 amino acids. Gene Ontology annotation, cellular component: endoplasmic reticulum membrane. NCBI's taxonomy places the organism in Eukaryota, Fungi, Basidiomycota, Tremellomycetes, Tremellales, Cryptococcaceae. The transcript is spliced from 5 exons. Gene Ontology annotation, biological process: regulation of store-operated calcium entry. The record is from RefSeq and is a predicted model, not a curated record.
AUGCCUUCGUACAAGAAAGUCCCACUGAAAAGUAUCAAGACCCUCACUUUCUAUGCCGAUCAGUUGACGAAUUCUAGAAGGGUAGGCCCUAUACCCCAGCUCACCUGCGUCGGGUCAGCAUGUAAAUCCUAUCAACCUGAGGUAGUACAAUGUACGAAUAUGGGUGAUGAUGGUCUGGGCGGUGUACAAUGGAGAUGCGAUACGGACCUGCCCUCUUCUUUGAGAUUGGGUAAAGUCGAAGUAUCUUGUGAAGGAUGGUCAAAAAGUGGUGAUAUGAAUGUCUUACAGGGUUCAUGCGGUUUGACAUAUAAUUUGAAUCGAGUGAAUAGAGGAUUAGAAUACGGUGAAGAUCCAUUCUUACCUUCAAAUUGGGAUUCAUUCUUCAACAAAGGAUUCAAUAUCCUUUUCUACCUCAUCUCAUUUAUCCUUCUGUACAGUUUGAUUCGAUCAUUGAUUCAACGAUUCUUUCCUCGUUAUACCACUCCGAGCAUAUCAAGGUUCUUACCGUUCUCCGGUCCAGACGGCGGUGGCGGAGGUGGUGGAGGAGGACACGGUGGUGGUGGAGGCGGACCAGGAUUCAAUCCUGGGUCAGGCGGAGGUCCACCUCCACCAUACACCAAACAUCCUCCAUCCUCUGCCCCUAGCCAGAAUCAAAGUACAGGAUGGUCUCCUGGGUUCUGGACUGGAUUGGCAGCAGGUGGUUUAGGAACGUACUUGGCGAAUAAUAAUGGAGGUAGGAGACAAGCUCAGAGGGAUCCAUAUGCUGGUAUGAUGGGUGCCAGGAAUAGGUUCGGAAGGAGGUUCGACGAUGAUGAUGAUCAGUGGGAUAGGGGUGUUGGACCGUCACGAAGGAGUGGGGAUGAGGGAUUGGGUGAGAUGAGGAGGGCUACUGGGUUUGGGGGAAGUAGUACACGAUAA